AUUUAUUGGAAAUAAACCCACGGAUGGGAAAGAUAAUGGACUUCAAUAAGUUUGACUCCGCUUUCUUCGGACUCAACGAACAAUCGUCGAACCUGGUGAACCCCCAGAGCAGGAUGCUUCUGGAGGUUACCUACCAGGCCAUAGCUGACGCUGGUUACAAUCCGCAAACAUUACGUGGCAGUAAGACAGGUGUGUACGUCGGUGUUAUGACAUAUGCCAUGACCGAUGGCUAUCCAGAGGAAGCUCAGCCCGAUCUGAUCUCGUGUAUGACGACCGAAUUUAAACACAUGUCUUAUAUGAAGUCCUUCUACUCGAGUACCAUAUCGUUUGUGUUUGACUUCAAGGGUCCGUCGAUGGCGGUGGACACCGCCUGUUCCGGGUCGGGCACUGCCUUUUGUCUGGCUAUGAACGACCUACGGCUAGGUCACAUCGACAACGCCAUCGUGUGCGGCACACACAUGACAUUUGAGCCUAUUCUACUGCAACUGUCACAGGAGUUGGGCGUUUGCUCGGCCCGGGGGGUGUCGGCCCCACUGGACGAGGGGACCGACGGGUACGUGAAGGGGGAGGCCGUAUGCGGAGUGUUUCUACAGAGGCGUGAGUGUGCGCGUCGAGUGUACGCCAGUGUGCGGUCGGCCCGCAUGAACAUUGACGGCCAUAAGACGUUAGGUAUGUUUCUGCCGUUAUCCGAGUCACAGGAGGAGCUCAUGGUUGACACCUAUAAGGAAAUUAAUGUCGACCCCUUGAAACUUACUUAUUUUGAGGCUCAUUCUACUGGGACUAAGCUUGGCGAUCCUUUGGAGUUAAAGGCAAUAUACAACGCCUAUUGUAAAAGACCGGGACGUAAGGAACCACUGCCACUGGGUGUAUUGAAAAGUAACAUGGGUCAUGCUGAGUCUGGGUCGGGGACGGCAUCCAUUAUAAAAGUGUUGAUAUCCUAUGAGAAUGAAUGCAUUCCUCCCAAUCUUAAUAUGACUAAAAUGAAGGACGAGUGUGCGGUCUAUUGCCCACCAUUAAUGCCUGUUCUUAAACCAUACCCUUAUGAACCAGGUUCACUUAUAGUGAAGAAAAUAAGUGAAGAAAACAAUGAAAUGAAAUACGAAUACAAGAAACAGAUGGGAGUUAUGAAAGACAAGACAUUGAGACCCCUUUGGCUACUGUUCCCCGGUUUGGGCGGACAAUGGCCUGCAAUGGCUAAGGCUUUGAUGCCAAUCAAGAUUUUUAGUGAUAAAGUGGAGGAAUGCCAUCAGAUUUUAAAAGACUUUGACAUCGAUUUGAAAAAAUUAUUGUUAACUGAAGACAAGUCUCUGAUGUCGACAAUGACUGCAAAGUUCUGUUCGACGACUGCUUUAGAGAUAGCAUUGAUUGAAGUGAUGAAAGCCAUAGACAUCACACCCGACGGCAUAAUCGGCCACUCGUUU
Molecule: messenger RNA, 1421 nt
Organism: Oppiella nova
Lineage: Eukaryota; Metazoa; Arthropoda; Arachnida; Sarcoptiformes; Oppiidae
Source: the annotation of a GenBank genome assembly